AUGGAUGGAGGCGGUUCUACAUUUGAUCUCACGGCACCAGUAUCAUUGGUGCAGCCGAAAAUAAAUGUUUCGAAAUAACCAGAGCCAACAAUUAACAAAGGGUAGAAGGAAGUAAUUAAGCAUUGAAUAAAAUCAGUUACAGCCGUAAAAGACUUAGACUUCUAAUUCAAAACUGCCGUAAUUGGGGAACAAUCAGAAUGCUUCUAAAAGUGUGAAUCAGAAAUCGUCGCAGCCAGGACAUCAGCAUUCUCCAAAGUCGCUUUCGAAAGUAAAAAAGAUUGAAUUGUUCCGAGAUGCUUUGCAGCAGGCAACCACGAAAUUACUACGUAUGUGAUAGUGUGUAAAUGUAGCCCCUGGGAAAAAGGACAAGGAUAAGACGCAGAAACCCAAACCUCUGCAGGAAUCUCAAUAGUAACAGAUUGAGGAGAUAAAGAAGGAGUAUGAGGAUUUAGUGUAAAAUCAUUAUAAAGAUUUAUAUGCUCACAUUGGAAAUGAACAAUAAAAAAGUUUGCAUGAUUUAUAUAAUAAAAGAAUCGUUACAGCUUUGCAAAACUUGGAAUCAAGGCCAAAAAUAUAAGGUGCUUUGGAAAGAAAGGAGGAAUAAUUGAAUAAAUAGCGAUUGUAUAAGGAUAGAUUGCUGUAUGAAAUCAAGCAGAUGAUAAUCAAGAGUCGAAGGAUGGAUGAGCUUUUGAACGAUUUGGCAAUUCAAAAUGAUGACACUGAAGUCAAAGAGUCAAUUGAGGAAUUACUGCAGAAGGAACAAGUACAAGAAGAGAAGAUGGCCAAGCAAGCCUACGAAAUAGCCAAACUCAGGGAUAUGUAUGGGAAGCGAAGUAAUUAGAAUAAUUAAAUCAAGGAAAAUUGCUAUUGGAAGUCCAAAAACAAUGUUAGAUUACCUAUGAUGGAUUGAAAAUCAAAUACCAAUAAUAUGAGGCAUCCUCAUAGAGUAUGAUGAGUCGCAAGAAGCAAUUAGAGUCUUUGUCGAAGAUAGUUUCAAAAUAUAGAAAUGAAUUUCAAAAUUAACAGAACUUUUUUGGAGCAAGUCUGAAGAGAGGAUUUGAUCCCAUGCUUGAAGAGAUCCUGGAAGAUGAGUUAUCAAAAUGUGGAGAUCUAUAAGCAUUGGAAAUUGUGUAAUAGGGGGAGAAGAAGAUCAUUGCAAUCAAAGAAGAGAACGAAAAGAAGAAGAAGGGAGAAUAAAAGGAUAAGGCUAAAUUGGCUAUUGAGAAUGCCACUCAAAAUAUCAACAAAUAGAAGAGUGAUAUUCAAUAGGAAUUGGAAAAGAAAGUAAGUAUGUGAAUAAUGUAGAAAUAAAUGUUUCAAAAAUUGAGAGUAGUCACCAGCAUUGCUAGUUAGGAAGACAUGCAGAAGUACAAACUCAAUAUGGAUUUAGAUUAACAGGAACUGAAAAACAUUUAAGAAUAUGUAGGCAAGGAAAUCGAAAGAUAUGAAAGACAAAAUGAGGAAUUGAGAGCUGAAAUCAAGAAAUUGAAAUAUGAAUAAGAGAAUUCUAUUUUGGAUGCCCAAAUCAAUUUGGAUGAAUAAGAAAGAGAAGUCACCAAAUAAUAGGAUCUACUCUAAGAAAAGGAGAAGUAAGUCAAAAAGGUUGAGAAGUCUAUUGAUGAAGUCACCAUGUCAUUGUCAAGAAUCAUGUAUCAAUUGAGUGGAAAGGGAUUGAAACCCAAGAACAUUGAAAUCAAGAGACACGCUUUGGUUGCCACUGCAUCCACCAUUCAGCUCAGACUAGAGAGAAUGCUGACUGUCUUGUCCAAAACCUAGGAAUUUCUUAAUGAAGAGUCCAUUAACACCAAUCCCAGAUAUAACAAAGUCGAAGACUUUAUAUGUCUCAAUCCAAAGGUAAUCUUUCUCUCUAUUGUAGAGUUACAUCUCUCAAGAAAUCAAUGAGAAUGGCGAAACGAACAUUAAAUUUGUAUACAAGGAAGAGGACAGUUCAGAUGAGGAUUGCAAAGAUAUGGAUGAAGUCAGACAACAAGUCAAAUCCAGAGCAUAAGAAGACAAACCUUCAGUGGUUGUUCCACCCAAAAAGGAUAAAAAACCUAAAUGA
Molecule: messenger RNA, 2062 nt
Organism: Paramecium octaurelia
Lineage: Eukaryota; Ciliophora; Oligohymenophorea; Peniculida; Parameciidae
Source: the annotation of a GenBank genome assembly